Messenger RNA from Stylophora pistillata, 1599 nucleotides. RefSeq lists its product as uncharacterized. Gene Ontology annotation, biological process: proteasome-mediated ubiquitin-dependent protein catabolic process; protein polyubiquitination. Gene Ontology annotation, molecular function: zinc ion binding; protein binding; ubiquitin protein ligase activity. The record is from RefSeq and is a predicted model, not a curated record. Lineage: Eukaryota; Metazoa; Cnidaria; Anthozoa; Scleractinia; Pocilloporidae.
AUGGUGAAGAUUGUGGAACAAGUAAAAAUACAAAUUACUGAGCUUGAGACGCAAAUGGAAACAACGACAAGACUAUUUGCAAUAAGCAAAGAAAAAAUUUCUGCAGCUCGUAGUUAUGCACAGACAACUGCUGAAGAACUCAUUCGUUUUUUGAAGGAGCACGAGAAGUGCGUUGUUACCGAGUUAGACGUUAUUGAAAAAAGACAAGAAAUAGACUAUGCAACACAAUUAGAAAGCAUGCAAGCAGCAGUCAACGAAUUGAAAUGUUCUGUGAAAAAUUGUGAGGAAAUCCUACACAGAGACGUUAGCUUAGAAACUCUACAAUCACAAACAAGUGACACUAAAAAAUGUAAAAGUGUUCUGAAAGAAACAAAAAUGGACAUUUAUGAGCCCUGUCAUGUCCACUACCAAUUAUUUGAGGAGUACAUUCGAGCGAUGAAAGGCGGAACUCCUGGCGACUUACUGUAUAGCAAAACGGAUCCUUCAAGGUCAUUUGUCAGAGAUAAUGACUUAAAACAACCUGAAGCUGGACGAACGAAGGAUUUUGACCUCGUUACAAUUGACUCAGAAGGGGAACAAUGCUACCAUGAAAUCGAUGAAAUCAAAGUGACAGUUCGGAGUCCGACGGGAAUGGUUCUCGACAGCAAGACUGAUAGCUGGAUGCCACGUGGGACGUACAGAGUCAGGUACACACCAGCAUGUGAUGGAGAACAUGAGGUGACAGUUUUAGUUAAUAAUCAACCAAUUUCUGGUAGUCCGUGGAAUGUAAGCGUGACUCCGCAUAAAUAUAGUUUCUUUCAUUACUUCGGGUUACCAGAGAAAGCACGCAAACAAUUCAAAGAACCCUGCGCUGUUGCAGUAGACAAAAACAAAAUGACAAUAGCAGUAGCUGAUAGAAAGGAACAAAGGGUGCAACUGUAUGAUUUUUGUAAUUCAGGGCAUCUUUCAGAUCUCGGUGAGAAGGGACCAGCGGCUAUAAGACUAACUGACCCCACCUCGGUUGCAUUCACCCAAUCUGGUGACGUCAUUGUCAUUGCCUCUGGUACCAUGUUUUGCUUUACUGUUAGGGGUAAUUUUCUUGGAUGUAUUAACAACAGAAAACUCCAGCUUCCAUUUUCAUUGAGUGUUACCAGCGAAGGCCGCCUCGUGGUGUGCGAUACCGGUGACAACUCAGUCAAGGUCCUCUCCCCUGAUGGAACAAAACUGUUACAGUCCUUUAGUGAUCCAGACUGUGAUGACUCCCCGUGGAAAGCUGUUUUUCACCAAGAUAUGUUCUUCGUGUCUUACCCCGAAGCUCAUUGUGUUAAAACAUUUAAUAAGGACGGGGACUUUCUCUAUGAUAUUGGCAAAGAAGAUGCAGUUGAAGGACAAUUGAGUCAACCUCGUGGACUCGCUAUUGACACCUUUAACAACCUGGUGGUUUGUGACAAGAAAAAAAAGACGUUGAAUGUCUUCAAACUGGAUGGAACAUUCUUGAACACGGCCACUAAUAAUAAUAUCCUCAGCUGUCCUUCGUCUGUUGCUGCCCUCUCGACUAAUGAAUCCCCGUGGCUUAUCAUUGCUGAUUCCAAAAGCAAAUGCGUCGUGAUGUUUGAUUAA